Messenger RNA from Adineta steineri, 246 nucleotides. Lineage: Eukaryota; Metazoa; Rotifera; Eurotatoria; Adinetida; Adinetidae. The record is from the annotation of a GenBank genome assembly.
AUGAAUUCGAAUAGUGUAGUUUUAAUCCAAAUAUUCGGUGAUUUAAUCUAUUUAAUUGAUGCUUAUCUUUACCUUGAAUGUUGGCAACGAGAUAAAAUUGAAUUCGAUGUUAAUACAGAACAACAAAGUUUAAAUAAUUUUUAUUUAGAAAAACUUCAUUAUGAUACGGAUACGAAAAGUAAUGAGAAUAAAUAAAAUAAAAUCUUAUUAACCAAUCAAUAAAAAAUAUACUAAUGAAAAAUAUUU